AUGGUGAACAUGAAGCUCGAAGAGUUUGUGGAGUACACCAAGCACAAGGCGACAAGCACAACGCUGGCUGCGGCGGACUCCGAUGAGGACAUUGGCGGGCCCGCGAGGCAGGAGGCGGGCUCGACCCAGCACUUCAGCGAGGAUGAGCAAGACUCAGCCGCCGACCUGGCGGCGGCGGAGGAGGCCGAGAAGGGCGACGCCCUCGCAAGAAAGGUUGUCACGACGACGGUGGCGGCGAAGGCUUCCGUGCUCCUCGUCAACCCGGCCCACUCCGUCGACGAGGAGAUGUUGCCCCGGCUGAACAGCCUGGGCGUGCAGCUGCUCUAG
Prorocentrum cordatum is the source of this 327-nucleotide messenger RNA. The record is from the annotation of a GenBank genome assembly. NCBI's taxonomy places the organism in Eukaryota, Dinophyceae, Prorocentrales, Prorocentraceae.